AUGACAAAGGAAAAAAUUUUGCCGACUAUUGGCUUUAUAGUGGCAGCUUAUAUCUGGACAAAUGUUGCUUAUAGAAAAGGCAAAAUUUUGGAAAUUGAGUAUUUUUCUAUGUGAAUUGGGUAUAUGCUGAAAAGGUCAAUUGAUGCUCUUUUCAUACACAUUAGGUCAAAUCAACAAGACACAAACUUAUUUAUGUUUUUUAUGGAAUGAACUUAUUUAUGGUCCUUUUCUUCGAAUAUUUCUAAUGAAAUCUAUACUCCAGAGUUUAUUAGACCUGAUAAUUGGAUUAUUAUAUUAAAAUUAAAUUAAAUUGUUAAACUGGCCAUAAGCGGGUUUACCCACUUCCCUUUGCAUCAUCUCAGCUCCAAGAAUAGCAGUCUCCAUAAUCUCGGAGUUUCAGCGUGCUCUACCUGCUCUAUAGACAGUGCGCCUCGUAGUCCAAUUUCUGUCAACGCCACCAUUAUAUUUCUUAUUAUAUUAGGAAUUCUUAUUUUUUCAGUUGGACUUAUCUGUAAUACAUAUGUCCAUCUCCAGCUGAGAUCAUUUAAAAAGGCUAAUAAUGGUGUUAAAUUGAUUCCAACAGGAUUUUUAUUUGAAUAUGUAUCAUGCCCACAUUACUUUUUCGAGCUACUUACAUGGCUAGGAUUCUAUAUUGCAUCCCAAACUAUGUACUCCUUAAUGUUUUUAAUGACAGCUUUAUUGAUUACUACUACUUGGGGGAAAUCAAAACAUAUGAACUAUAUAAAACAGUUUAAUGGAGAAAAAGACAAGCCAAAAUACCCAAAUAGAAAGAUAAUAAUUCCAUUUAUUUACUAA
Blepharisma stoltei is the source of this 816-nucleotide messenger RNA. The record is from the annotation of a GenBank genome assembly. Lineage: Eukaryota; Ciliophora; Heterotrichea; Heterotrichida; Blepharismidae.